This is a messenger RNA of Bombus pascuorum, 1218 nucleotides long. RefSeq lists its product as uncharacterized. Gene Ontology annotation, biological process: detection of chemical stimulus involved in sensory perception of smell; sensory perception of smell. The record is from RefSeq and is a predicted model, not a curated record. Gene Ontology annotation, molecular function: olfactory receptor activity; odorant binding. Gene Ontology annotation, cellular component: plasma membrane. NCBI's taxonomy places the organism in Eukaryota, Metazoa, Arthropoda, Insecta, Hymenoptera, Apidae. The coding region runs from base 1 to 1218 and encodes 405 amino acids. The transcript has 10 exons.
AUGGCUACUUGGAGCACUUUAGCGUUUCAGAAAACUGAGAGACAAUCUCCUGAUAUAUUUGAUGUUCCUCACUAUAAAAUGCUAGAAAAAUACUUGCAACUGUUGGGGCAAGAUCCACGUCAAAAAAAUGGAUUUAGGAAUUUUAUAGUAACUGCUGUAGUGAUCAGUAUUACAGGCAACAUUAUACCAACGUCACUAGAGUUGUAUACCUCGUUAUGUGACAAGAAUAUGGAUGCAGUAAUCGACGUUUUCCCACAUUUUAUGGCAGCUACGAUCAGUGCUAUUAAAAUAUUAAAUAUUCAGGUCAACAGACAAAAUUUUAACAAAUUGCUUCAAUUUGUGGCAAAGCAAUGGGAACAACUGAAAUUAAACAAUGAAUUGUACGUUUUGAAUCAAACCGUUAUGCAAGGCAACAAAAUGGCUCAAUUGUAUCGAAGAUCUUUAUUGAGCGCUUUGAUAUUAUUUCUACUAGUUCCACUAGUUUCUCCCAUUCUCGAUGUCGUUCUCCCACUAAAUGAAACUCGACCACGUCAGCAACUGCUUAAAAUUAAUUACAUUAUUUUUGACGACGCUGACUAUUUUUUCUACGUAUAUAUACAGUUAGCUUGGGGGUCAAUUAUGGUUGUGGUAACCAUAAUUUCCGUAGAUUCAUUAUACAUUCUUAUAAUUCAUCACAACAGCGGAUUGUUUGCAGUGUGUGGGAACCGAGUGCAAAGAGCAACAAAAUAUUUAGAUACCAAUCAAAUUAUUUCGGAAAGUUACACGUACAAACAGAUUAGGAAUUGCGUGAUCACGCAUAACGAAGCCAUCCAGUUUUAUAAUAUUCUAAACGAAAGCAGUCGAAUUAGUUAUUUGAUCCAAGUUGGAUUAAAUAUGUUGAUAAUCAGCGCAACAGCCUUGCAAGCAGUAAUAAAUUUCGAUAAGCCGGAAGAAGCAAUUAGAAGCGUGGUAUUUUGUGGAGCCAAUCAAUUUCAUUUAUUUGUGCUUAGUCUACCCGGACAGGUGCUUCUAGAUCAUUGUACAGAGCUAGGAAAUAAUAUAUAUGGUGCCAUGUGGUAUAGGACACCCGUGCAAAUUCAAAAAAUACUUUACAUGAUGCAGAUAAGAAGUGGGAAACUAUGCAGUUUAACGGCAGGCGGAUUAUACGAAAUGAAUAUAGAAAAUUUCGGAGUGCAAAAUACAUAUAAUGAAACUCCAACAGUUGAGUCUAGUAACUAA